CUUAUCCACUUCUUUCCACAUUUCAUUCACGAUCACACGUUUUCUGUAUUUCCAACUAUUCUCAUCUAUAUUAUCUUUCUGCUGUUUUUAACUUGAUUUCUCAAAAAAAAAAAAAAAAAAAAAAAAAAAAAAAAAAAAGAAAGAAAAGAAGAAAAGCAAGUAUGGCAGUUGUAGAGAUGGUAGUUUCAGCAAUGUUUAAAGAAGUGUUGGAUAAACUGGUGUCCGAAGGAGUGAAGCAGUUCAUGAAGCUGCUCAACAAAGGAAAGAAUUCUAAAAAUAAAAUCAAUAUCGAAGAUUGGAAGAAUGAGCUGGAGAUGAUUGAAGCGGUGUUGAGCGAUGCUGAACGGAAGCAAUGUGAUGAGCAACACGGAGCUGCAAUCAGAUUAUGGCUGGAGAACCUUCAAGAUUUGGCUUUUGAUUUGGAGGAUCUUUUGGACGACUUUGCCCUUGAAGCCUUGAAAAUGAAUCAGGGUAAUAAUGGUGAUUUUGAUGCUCAUCAUUUCAAGAAGAAUGCUCGUGGAUGUCUUUCAACUUCCUUCCAUAAUAUGGUUGGCAGUGUUUUGGCGUGUGGAUGUAGUACUACCCGGCAAAUCGGAUACUCUGGUCCAGACUUUUCAUCAAGGAUUGCUGAGAUAAGUAAUGCCUUGAACAAGAUUCAAACCCGGGUUCCGACUUUGGGUCUCAUAUCCAACAACUUGAGGCUACCAACAUACGCAGUAGAGGUGCAGCAACGAAAGACGCCAGAGACCUCUUCUUUGAUAAGUGAGCCUCAUGUUUACGGGAGGAAUGGUAGGAAAAAAGAUAUCAUCUGUCAAUUGUUGGAAGAUAAACCAAGUUAUGAGAAUUAUGUCGUGAUCCCUAUCGUUGGAAUGGGAGGCAUUGGGAAGACUACUCUUGCUCAGUAUGUCUACAAUGAUAAGGAGGUGAAGACUCACUUUGCUCUUAAGGCAUGGGUGUGCAUAUCAGACGUGUUUGAUGCCAAACGCAUAACAAACGAUAUCAUCAACUCGGCCACCCAAGGCAAUUUUGAUUGUAGCAACCUGAAUCAAGCACAAGAAAAAUUGCAGCAAGUGCUAAAGGACAAUAAAUUCUUAAUUGUUCUUGAUGAUGUUUGGAGUGAGAAUUAUGAGGAGUGGAACCAGCUACAAAUACCUUUUCUUGGUGCACCACGAGGAAGCAGAGUCAUCGUCACAACCAGAAAGGAGGUCACUGCAAGGGUGAUGAAUAAUCUUUGUCCCAACACCAUCAUCCAUUUAGAACGUUUGUCUGGUGAGUAUUGUUGGAGUAUAUUUCAGCAGCAUGUUAAUACUAUGCAUUCAGACCUUGCUGAGAGGCGGGAUGAUAUUAUCCGCAAAUGCGAUGGAUUGCCUUUGGCUGCAAAAGCUCUUGGUGGUCUGCUACGAAAGACGGUGGAGAAGAGUCAGCGCCAAAGGAUAAUAGAUAGCAAUAUUUGGAGCAAGACGUGUGAAGUUUUGCCUGUUCUAUGGUUGAGUUAUCAUCAUCUGCCUUCUCUUCUGAAGUGUUUAUUUGCUUAUUGUUCCGUAUUUCCUAAAGAUUACCAAUUCAAGGAGAUGGAGAUUAUCCGACUGUGGAUGGCUCAGGGCUUCCUACCAGACAACACAACAAAUGAAAGAAUGGAAGAUAUAGGCCAUGAUUACUUCAAUGAUUUGGUAUCAAGGUCAUUAUUUGAAAAAAGUCCAUAUGGACAUGGAAUGUUCAUCAUGCAUGACCUCAUCCAUGAUGUGGCUCAAUUUGCUGCAGGUAACCUAUGCAACAUACUGGAUGGCACGGAUACACAAAUGGAUUUCAGAAGAACUCGCCAUUUGUUUAUCACCAAGCAUGUUCAAACCUUGGGAAAUCAAAUUAUGGCUUCUCAGUUGCGUACUUUACUAUGCAAAUAUGGUUUGAAAAUGGACUAUUCUGAUUUCUUCAACAAAAUCCGUUACAUACGCACUCUAUUUCUAUAUUCGGAUGAAAUUGAAGCUUUGCCAGAAUGUAUUGGUGAUUUAAAGCACUUGCGCUACCUUAGUCUCGAAUUUAGAAGAAUAAAAGAGUUGCCACUUUCAAUCAACGAUCUUUGGAAUCUCCAAACACUUUGCUUGAAAAGAUGUUUUGAUCUUGAGAAGGUUCCAUGUAUUGAAUCGCUUGGGAAACUUCGCCAUUUGUAUAUUAAUGAUUCCUUUUUAAAGGAGAUGCCGCUUGGAAUCGGGAAAUUAACAAACUUGCAGACUCUGGAAACAUUUGUGUUGGCAGGUGGAGGUGGGUCCAAGAUAAGGGAGUUGGGGAAGUUGAAUCAGCUCCGUGGAAGAUUAAUAAUCAAAUCCGGGCUAGAAAAUGUGACAGAGGUUGAGGACGCAGAGGAAGCCCAGUUGUGUAAGAAAGAGCAUCUAGAUGGGUUGAGUUUAGAAUGGGGAACUUGUAGUGAUGAGGUCGAUGACAAGACAAGGAGAGAUGUGCUUGAGAAGUUGCGGCCUCACACUUCCAUCAAAGAGUGUGAGUUGGAUGGGUACAUGGGCCUGACAUUCCCAAGUUGGUUGGGAGAUUCCUCUUUCAUUAAUAUGGUGGACAUACAGUUGAAAAAGUGUCACAAAUGCGAAUGGUUGCCUCCAUUGGGGAAUCUACCCUCAUUGAAGAGUCUUCUGAUUUAUGAUAUGAAUGGUAUUAAGGAGGUUGGUCUUGAAUUUUAUGGGAAUUGCUCAACUCUUACUUUUCCAUCUUUGAAGUCUCUAGGUGUUUGGAGUGUGAAAUCCUGGGAGAAAUGGGUGCACCCAGUAGUUGACAACAACAAGGCAUUCCCCAACCUUGAAGAGCUCUCUAUUAUUGAUUGUCCGUCAUUACAAGGUGAUCUACCUCCUCAUUUGCCUUCUAUUAGAAGGUUGGAAAUCUAUGGAGUCGAGCAGCUACAAUCCUUGGAAUUGAAGAAUUCGUCUUCCUCAACUUCUCAUCUUGAGAAAGUCAUUGUUAAAGAGUGCAAAUCUAUGGUCUCUAUUGGUCAAAUUCCCUUGACUCUAAAAUCGCUGAGUAUUGAUAAUUGCGAGAAACUAGGGUAUGUAGAAUUUGAUGAACAAUCUACGAAGUUGUCUCGUGGAAGUGACAAUGAGAAAGGCCUAAGGAGUGAAGAAAGCAUAGGAGUCUCCUCGAAGGCUGCAUUGGAACUUCCUCUUCUCACCGAAUUGAGUAUACAAAGAUGCCCAAGUCUAAUAUCAUUACAGCAAAGCCUGCUUCUCCCAGCUUUACAACGUCUUCGCUUAAAUGAAUGCGAAAAUAUGGAAAAGCUUCCUGGUGAAUUGCACAAUAUUACCUCCCUCCAGAGGUUAAUAAUUAAAAAUUGCCCUAAAAUCCAUAGCUUAGCAGAAGGUGGUUUACCCAGAAACCUGACAUCACUUAAAAUUGUAGAAGUGAACAUAAAGCAGGCUGUAUCAGAGUGGGAAUUGCAACUCCUUCAUUACCAUGACAUUCUUAUGCCAAAAAAUGUAGGCAGCUCCACAGACUCAGUAGAGUGUAUUCCGUACCAACACCUUUCUCUCCAUUCUUCCUUGUCUUGGUUAGCAAUCAAGAGUUUCCAAAAUUUUAAAACCAUAUCAUUCAAUGGCAACACCCUUCCAAACCUCACUAUUCUUUCUGUUGAUGAUUGCCCAGAAUUACACAACUUUCCCGAAGGAGGUUUACCCACAAACCUAACGGAUCUGGAAAUCAGAGGAACCAAGAUAGACAAACCAAUAAAAGAGUGGGGAUUGCACCUUCUUACUUCUCUUGAAUUUCUAAUACUUGAAAAUGUAGGCAGCUGUGUUGAUACACUAGAGUCCAUUAGCUAUCCUGACUUUCCCUCUUCCUUGUUUCGGUUAACUAUCAAGAGUUUUCAAAAUUUGAAAACAAUAUGUUGUUCCACUCUUCCCAGACUACGCUAUAUGGAUAUCAAUUCUUGCCCCAAAUUGGAAUCCUUUGGUGACAAUGGCCUUCCUCCACACAUUCGUGUCCAAAUUAAAGAGUGUGAUAUGAUAGAACAACAAUUGACAAGUGAUCCCGAUGGCCUUAUAGAAACAAAGAAUGGACGAUACUCGGUGCCUCUGUGUGGAAGUCUACCAAGCUCAGCCGAAACAACUUGUUGAUACAACACUCAACAAUCAAUGGAACUUCACUCAAACAACAGAUUAUAAACUGCAGGUACAUGACCUUCAAAUGCAACUGUUUGCUCAUAUUAUGGUGCUAAGAACUCAUGCAACUGAAAAGCCUAACAGUAGUAACAUCUACAAUUUUAAGUUAAUCAUCAGUCAUAGACUCGUAGCCAAUGACUAUAAUAGAAGAUAUACAUUAAGGAUGAAAAUUUCACAGCUGCACCAAACAAAGUAUUGUAUUAACCUAUUGCGGAGUAUCUGUAAGGGAAGGGCAAUGAAUUUGACUUCUACAUACUGCUAGUAGGUGAUUUAUAGUCAACGAGGUGACAAACAUCAUUGGUUCUACACUUCUAGAGCUGCAGAAAAUUUGUCCACGUUCAGACAUUUAUCCAAGGAUUAAUGUCAUUUCAUAGUUGCAAAGUGAUCAGAUCCCGGGCAGAGUGUUUUAGUUACGCUAUAGUACCAAGAAGCAUCAGAUAAGCAUAAAUUGGCAUUUCUCUGUUUGAGCUUGAUAGCAACUUUGUUUAGCCAAUAUACUUGAGACCACUCUAUAUGUUACAACUUCAAGGUUUGUUAUUGCUUUAAAUUGUUGGCAUUUUUCAUUUUUGAUUCAGAGACAAGUCAUCAAGAUGCGCCUUUUAUUACUAGAGAGACAUAAAUUGAGGAUUUGCUUUUCACUGUCAAUGUAUAUGCAUUUCAUCUGUUUUUGACUUUUCAUCUGGUUGUUGUUCAAUAGCAACCAGGAUUUCUGCUUUUGCU
Messenger RNA from Chenopodium quinoa (quinoa), 4874 nucleotides. Its product is annotated as putative disease resistance RPP13-like protein 1. Gene Ontology annotation, biological process: defense response to other organism. The coding region runs from base 162 to 4109 and encodes 1315 amino acids. The transcript is spliced from 6 exons. Lineage: Eukaryota; Viridiplantae; Streptophyta; Magnoliopsida; Caryophyllales; Amaranthaceae. The record is from RefSeq and is a predicted model, not a curated record. Gene Ontology annotation, molecular function: ADP binding.